AUGGAGCCGCUUACAACCCCUAACCCGGACAAAUUCUCAAAGAAAUUGGGGCUGAUCUACAAGGGGUCAAUUAUCAACGGGAAGAUUUGGAUUUUUGUAGAGGAAGGAGCUAACUUCGAAGUUGGGGAUGACUCGGAACAGUUGCUCCAUGGGCGGCUCACUUGCCCGCGGCUACCAACACCUAUUGAGAUCUCGGCUGUAUAUGCUAAGUUUACGAGAGGGGAGCGGCUUGCACUGUGGGACAAGAUUAGAGACAUCACCCAAAUGUUGGAAGGGAGGCCUUGGUUCAUUAGAGAGGACUUCCACACCAUCCUCUCCACUCGCGAUAGGACGGGAAGUGACACCAAUCGGAAAGUGGAGAUGGUUAACUUCGCCGAGGCAAUAGAGGAUUGCCGAUUCUUGGAUCCGGGCUUUGAUGGCUCGGACUACACCUGGGCAAAGAAUGGCCUCAUGGAAAGAUUGGAUAGAGUGCUAAAUGCCGAACAACCUGGGGGUGGAAGAGCGUUCCGGUUCCAAAACAUGUGGGUGCGGCAUGAGGGGUUUGCUGAUAUGGUGCGAGGAGAUUGGAUGGCUCCCACGGAGGCUACAGGCCUACUCAACUUAAAGAUCAAAUUAGCAAGGAUUAAACAGACAUUCAAAUGGUGGAACAGAGAGGUUUUCGGGAAUAUCCACGCCAACCUCAAAGCCUGUGAAAAGAAUAUUGUCGUGGCUCAAUCUGAGUUCGAGGGAGACCCCUCGGCCCGGAACAGAAUGGAGAUAAACAAACAAAUAGCUGAGUACGUCCUUCUUCUCAAGAUGGAAGAAGACUUCUGGCGCCAGAAAGCGGCUCUCCGUUGGCUGGAAGAGGGUGAUAAAAACACUAGGUUCUACCAAAGUUGGGUGAAGCAAAAGAGAAUUCGGUUGCGAAUCCACAAGAUUAAUGCUAAUGGGAAGGAGCUCACGGAUGACCUUGAAAUCAGAGACUCGGCGGUCGAGUUCUAUCAAAACCUCCUUGUGCCAACUUACCCGGAGUAG
Molecule: messenger RNA, 1014 nt
Organism: Salvia splendens (bonfire salvia)
Lineage: Eukaryota; Viridiplantae; Streptophyta; Magnoliopsida; Lamiales; Lamiaceae
Exons: 2
Coding region: 1-1014 (337 amino acids)
Source: RefSeq, a predicted model, not a curated record